UUCAUUGUGAUGGAGCUCGUUGUUAGUAGGCUAAGAUUUGGUUACCGAACUUCGGUAUAGGUUCAUUUCCUGAAAUACAAGCAAGAAUCCAAGUAGCUGAAAUGAUGGAGGACAAAUCCAGCCUGCUGCUCUCCUUCCACACUGAACCCAAACAAGAGUCACUGGAUUCUAAAUGUUACAGUGGAGCUAAGUGUUCAUUGGUGGAUUCAGAGAUGACAUCAGUUAAGCUGGAACACUGCAGUCAAAUACUGGGACUGAAUGUACAAGUUGAAGAGCAGGAGGAGAAGAAUUUUGAGGAUUUAAUUAGUCAAGAUGAGAUUGCUGAAGUUGAUACAUUUACUACAUCUGGAGAGAAACAACAAGAAGACUGCAAAGAUGAGAAGCCUCCCCCCUGCACCCAUUGUGGGAAAUGUUUCCUAAAUGAAUCAGAUUUAAAACGACACAUUAACAUAUGUACAAGAGAGAAGCCUUUCUCCUGUUCAGUCUGUGUGAAGAGUUUCUCUCAUUUAUGUUACCUUAAAGCUCACCAGCGCAAACAUACUGGAGAGAAGCCUUUCUCCUGUUCUGACUGUGGUAAGGGUUUCUCCAUAUUAGGUAACCUCAAAGUUCACCAACGCAUUCACACUGGAGAGAAACCUUAUUCCUGUUCUGACUGUGGGAAGAAUUGUUCUCAGUUUGAUGAGCUUAAAAGGCACCAGCGCAUACACACUAAAGAGAAACCUUAUUCCUGUUCUGACUGUGGGAAGGGUUUUUCUCAGUUAGCUAAUCUUAACAGGCACCAGCACAUACACACUGGAGAUAAACCGUACUCCUGUUCUGAGUGUGGAAAAGGAUUCAUUACAUCGUAUGAACUUACUAGCCAUAAGAGAGUGCACACAGGAGAGAAGCCAUACUCCUGUUAUGACUGCGGGAGGAGUUUUUCAAAAUUAUGUUAUCUUAAAAAGCACCAGCACAUACACACUAGAGAGAAACCUUAUUGCUGUUCUGACUGCGGGAAGGGUUUUUCUCAGUUAGGUCAGCUUAAAAGGCACCAUCACAAACACACUGGAGAUAAACCAUACUCCUGUUCUGACUGUGGGAAAGGUUUCAUUACAUCAUCUGAACUUACUAGCCAUAAGAGAGUGCACACUGGUGAGAAGCUUUACUCUUGUUCUGACUGCGGGAAGAGUUUUUCACAAUUAGGUCACCUUAAAAAGCACCAGUACAUACACACUAGAGAGAAACCUUAUUGCUGUUCUGACUGCGGGAAGUGUUUUUCUCAGUUAGAUAAUCUCAAAAGGCACCAGCACAAACACACUGGGGAUAAACCAUACGCUUGUUCUGACUGUGGGAAAGAUUUUAUUACAUCAUCUGAACUUUCAAGCCAUAAGAGAAUGCACACAGGAGAGAAGCCUUACCUCUGUUCUGAUUGUUGGAAGAGUUUCUCUUGGUUAAGUAGCCUUAAAAUUCACAUGCACACACACACUAAAGAGAAACCUUAUUGCUGUUCUGACUGCGGGAAGACUUUUUCUCAGUUAGCUAAGCUUAAAAGACACCAGCGCUUACACAUUUGAGAUCAACUUCACUCCUGUUCUGACUGUGGAAAAGGUUUCAUUACAUCACCUGAACUUACUCGCCAUAAGGGUGCACACAGCAGAGAAACCUUGAUCUUGUUUGGUCUGUGGGAAGAGGAGUUCCAGUCAUCCAGUUUCCUUCCAAAUACACUACUCCAAAAAAUUAAGGGAUCACUUAAUUCACACAUCAGGUCUCGAUGAAGUAAAUAUAUUAAAGAUCAAAAUAUUUACUGUGCUCCCGACAACAUCUGGGCAUGCUCCUGAUGAGAUGGUGCUGGAUGAUGUUGCCGGCAGCACAGCGUUCACGUCGUCUCCAGUCUUAUGUCUUUCACGUACUCAGUGUGAACCUGUUCUUAUCUGUUAAGGGUACCAACAGGGUACCAAUGACGGACCAACCAAUCUGGUGUUCUUUGGCGAAUGCCAAUCGAGCUGCAUCGUGCUGGACUCUGAGCACAGGUCCCAUUAGAGGACGUUGGGCCCUGA
This is a messenger RNA of Esox lucius (northern pike), 2036 nucleotides long. RefSeq names its product zinc finger protein OZF-like. The record is from RefSeq and is a predicted model, not a curated record. Gene Ontology annotation, molecular function: DNA-binding transcription repressor activity, RNA polymerase II-specific. NCBI's taxonomy places the organism in Eukaryota, Metazoa, Chordata, Actinopteri, Esociformes, Esocidae. Bases 102 to 1553 code for a protein of 483 amino acids. The transcript has 3 exons. Gene Ontology annotation, biological process: negative regulation of transcription by RNA polymerase II.